Carcharodon carcharias (great white shark) is the source of this 5208-nucleotide messenger RNA. RefSeq names its product radixin. Gene Ontology annotation, cellular component: apical part of cell; cytoskeleton; adherens junction. The record is from RefSeq and is a predicted model, not a curated record. Gene Ontology annotation, molecular function: actin binding; cell adhesion molecule binding. Gene Ontology annotation, biological process: positive regulation of early endosome to late endosome transport; regulation of organelle assembly; regulation of cell shape. Lineage: Eukaryota; Metazoa; Chordata; Chondrichthyes; Lamniformes; Lamnidae. Bases 413 to 2164 code for a protein of 583 amino acids. The transcript has 14 exons.
AGUGAUAGAAGCUGCUCCCGAGGAGCCACUGAUAGUAUGCUGUGAGCAGUUAGUGCGGGUCAUUAGCACGGGUUUCGUUGCCCCGGGCAGUUCUCUGGGGCAGCUCGGCCAUUCCUGCACCGUCUCAGUUUGCAAAGAGAAACAGAGUGCGAGGGUACUGGUAGCGCCAUGUAGAUGACGGCGGCACUGAGAUGUGUCAGUGGGGACCACGCCUUGCUCUCACUGGCGGCCAUGUUGCAAUCUCACUGCUGAAAAUUGCACCGCUUCAUCAUCAACAGCGGAGAAAUUCGAGAAGGACACUUUGUUUGGGGGGGUUUUCUCACGUGACCUUUAAAGAGGUCUGUUUUUACGCCCAGAAAAUCGAGUGAUUGGGUCGUUUUGUGUUAGUGUGCUGUUAACCAGGACAGACAAAAUGCCGAAGCCGAUCAAUGUACGUGUCACUACCAUGGAUGCCGAGCUAGAGUUUGCCAUCCAGCCAAAUACAACUGGCAAGCAGCUCUUUGAUCAGGUUGUAAAGACUGUUGGCCUACGAGAAGUAUGGUUCUUUGGCCUACAGUAUAUAGACAGCAAAGGAUACACCACAUGGCUGAAGCUAAACAAAAAGGUUACUCAGCAGGAUGUGCGAAAAGAGAAUCCACUACAAUUUAAAUUUCGGGCAAAGUUCUUCCCAGAAGAUGUGUCUGAGGAGCUGAUCCAGGAGAUAACGCAACGUUUAUUCUUCUUGCAAGUGAAGGAGGGCAUUCUUAAUGACGAAAUCUAUUGUCCACCAGAAACUGCUGUCCUACUUGCUUCAUAUGCUGUGCAAGCUAAAUAUGGAGAUUUCAACAAAGAGGUCCAUAAAUCAGGUUAUCUAGCCAGUGAUCGACUUCUUCCCCAACGUGUCUUAGAACAGCAUAAGUUGACGAAAGAACAGUGGGAAGAUAGGAUACAGACUUGGCAUGAAGAACAUCGAGGAAUGCUGAGGGAGGAUUCAAUGAUGGAAUACCUCAAGAUUGCUCAAGAUCUUGAAAUGUAUGGUGUUAAUUACUUCGAAAUCAAGAACAAAAAGGGAACAGAGUUAUGGCUGGGUGUCGAUGCUCUUGGACUUAACAUUUAUGAACAUGAUGAUAAAUUAACACCCAAAAUUGGGUUUCCUUGGAGUGAAAUAAGAAACAUCUCCUUUAAUGACAAAAAAUUUGUCAUAAAACCUAUUGAUAAGAAAGCUCCAGAUUUUGUAUUUUAUGCUCCACGUCUGCGAAUCAACAAACGAAUUCUAGCACUUUGUAUGGGAAAUCAUGAACUCUAUAUGCGAAGGAGAAAACCUGACACUAUUGAAGUACAACAAAUGAAGGCGCAGGCCAGAGAAGAGAAACAUCAGAAACAAUUAGAAAGGGCACAACUGGAAAAUGAAAAGAAGAAGAGAGAAAUGGCAGAAAAAGAAAAAGAAAGGAUAGAACAAGAGAAGGAAGAGCUUAUGGAAAGACUUAGGCAAAUUGAAGAACAGACAGCAAAGGCUCAAAAAGAGUUAGAAGAUCAAACACGUAGAGCUUUAGAACUUGAGCAAGAAAGGAAAAGAGCAAAAGAAGAGGCUGAGAGACUAGAAAAAGAGCGCCGCAGUGCAGAAGAAGCAAAAGCUGCCUUGGCCAAACAAGCUGAAGAUCAAAUGAAGAAUCAAGAGCAUUUGGCAGCUGAACUUGCUGAAUUUACAGCCAAAAUUGCACUUCUGGAGGAUGCCAAGAAGAAGAAGGAAGCGGAGGCCACUGAAUGGCAGCAGAAAGCUGUCACAGCCCAGGAAGAUUUGGAAAAAACUAAGGAGGAAUUGAAAAUUGUGAUGACAGCUCCUCCUCCUCCACCUCCUCCAAUUAUUCCUCAAGCUGAGAAUGAGCAUGAUGAUGAGCAAGAUGAAAACAAUGCUGAAGCCAGUGCUGAACUCUUGUCAGAAGGAAUUGUAAACCAUCGCAGUGAGGAAGAACGCAUUACUGAAACACAGAAGAAUGAGCGUGUAAAGAAGCAACUGCAGGCAUUAAGUUCAGAAUUGGCCCAUGCCCGCGAUGAGACGAAGAAAACCAUAAACGAUGUCAUCCAUGCUGAAAAUGUUAAGGCAGGCCGUGACAAAUACAAGACCCUUCGACAGAUACGGCAAGGCAAUACCAAACAGCGAAUUGAUGAGUUUGAAGCUAUGUGAAAGUGCAGUUACUUUAUGUUAUGUUCUUUUAAAACAGCUGAACCAACAGCAGAGGAACAAGCAGCACUGUACUGCUAAUAAAGAGUAGUGUUUCACCUUGCCAAAGUAUUGUAUCAGUUAUAUCUGUGUAAGAGUUGGGUGUAAAUUUCUAAGGCAGUUGGUAAAUGCCCUUUAAGCAUUUUACAGUAAAACAAUUAACAACUUAGCUGGAACGAUUCAGGAAAUAGACUGAUUUUUUUUUUGAACAGGUAUGUUUAAUUUCAAUGAAAUGCAUGUAUGAAGUUUGGUUUGGUCUGUGCAGCUUGCCAUUAGAGAUGUAUGAAGUUAAUAUAGAACAAUUGAUACUUUUGUGAGGGCUUAAGCAAACUGCCUUAAAUUGAGGGGAGUCUGCAAAAUUCACAUCUAAAUUUCAGUAAUUGAGAUGUAGUAACUGAAUAGUGUUGUCAGGUUGAACAUCUUUAUCUUAAGGUUGGUGUUUCAUGUCCUAUCAUCAUAGAUGGUUUUCUUUGCCUACCUGUUCACAAAGACUUGUUCAACAGAUAGCAGUCCAGCUAGGAAGUAGGAUUUGCUAUUUGCUCAAGACACAGUAAGCAGUGCAUUGGCAUUAGGUUUUCUGUGUCUGAAUAGACGAAAUUGAAAUGCAACAUAAAAUAGUGAACAACUUUUAAUAUCAGGCCUUUCUGGCAGGGGAGCAUAUGAAAACAUCAGUCCCAAGGAGGGGACAGUAUACUACCUCAAUAUUAUACACAUGAUGAAUGGCCAGUCAAACACCCUCUCCAAGGCUGAAUUUUCUGCCAGAUAUCAAUUGAGAUUUUUUUAAAAAAAUCUUGCAUCCUUGCUGCUUUGGCACCUUUCUUUCCUUAAAAUUCUGAAUUGUUAGUAAUAUUGCAAUACUUGUGUUGAUCAGACCACUCAAUGUUGUAUAUGUAAAAUGACGGCACAUAGGUUUUUGUAUUACACUUAAUAUGUCUGUUGCUGGUACCCAGAUGGUGGGUUUUUUUUCUGCUUGCAGGAGAAUGAGUGAAUGUAUGUGUGCAAAUUUUGGGUGAAUGGUGCUUCUUGAGAUGAGAAGAUGAGGUACUGAGGUAACUUGCAUUAUUAAAUCCAAGCGUUUUAUGUGGCAAAUUCCAAUAGGAAGAACAGUGCAUGUUGUCUUGACAGUUGGCUGUCUGUGAAGCUUGCCACAUUUCUUGAGCUAAAACAUUUGAUCAAGUCAUUGAAGAUUUACUGUAAUAACUUAGAUUUUGUGCCCUUGCUUCCUCUGUACUUGGUUCAGCUAAAUUCCCAUUGGUAUUAUGCACUCAUAAAUCAGCAUUUAUUAUCUGUAAUGAUGGUUUAUUGAAAUUGCCAUUUAUAGUUGAACAUUUAAUAUGCCUAGUAGGCUAAAGAUAAUGGGCAAUUCUAUUGCGCUCUUUUUGUGGCUAUUAUUGCAGGUUAAGUUUUGAUUUACGUCAUGAAUAAACAUCUAGUUUUUUGUAAUUGCAAGUGAGAUUUCUGUUUAUAUGUUGAGGGACAGCUGGCAAUUCUUAAACUAGUUGUGAAUGUUGUGCACAUGCAUCAAACUGCUUUUUGUGAAAUAUUUCCACUUGCAGUGUAAUAAUAGCAUACUGUUUGGUGCCUCAGGAACAUUCAAUGAAGCCUGAGCAUUAGUAUUUUUAUAAUGUUCAAGCAGUUUGCCAUAGUGAGUUGAAAUACUAUGCUUCCAAUGGAUUUUUUUCCCUGAAAUGUGUACACUAACAUUGGUGCAUCAGUAGUGUAUUGUAUCAUUGUUGGAUAAUACAACCAGUUAUUAUGUUCGCAGUUUAAUAGCUAUAUGAGCUAGAUUACGAGAAUGUUCCAUUUAUACAAUUGUGCAACUAUUAAGCUGUAUGGCUGAAAAUGCAACCACUAGCAGUUAGAACAUCUAAUAACAUAAAAUGCAUUGGUUUAUUUCUUCCAAAAUAACUUUAACAAAUGCUUUUCCCUGGCACCAUGUACUGUGUUGUACAAUUUGAGCAUAACUAUUUUGAACAACAUUCAUUGGUUAACAAUUAAAAAAAAAUGUAAAAACCUGUCUGUUGCACUCUCAUUCAAUAAAAUAUGGUUUCACUUUUAACAAGGGUUACUUAAGUGCAAGUGUGGAGAUGAUGCUGGGUUCGUGAUUGUUUUAAGUCAACCUAUUAAAAUGUUGAGUAAUGCUCGAGUGGUCUACCGGCAAUUGGCGUUUUCUAAAACUCCCCAAUUCUGUCAUUUUAUUUUUAAGUUGGGCAGAAAGGGUUGGAAAUUGAGAUCCCACCUAAAUACAGUGCAGUAACAAUUUUUAAAAGUUGUAAAAAAAAAAUCAUGCUAACUUGAUAAUCUUAGUAUGAUUUACCAUUCUUUACCAGACAGUUGAAAAUUGACUUGCUUUCAAGAUUACUGGAUCGUAGUCAAUAACUGACUAUCAAGGUGUUAGAAAAUGCUGGUUUACUCAGCAGAAAAAAAUCUGGGAAUGUACCUUGUUCCAUGUUUCUAUUCAAGUGUAUGGAGGUGAAAUGGAAUAUUUUCCUUUGCUUAAUUAUAAUUCAUUAAUAUGCAUAUUCAGGUGAUUCUGGGGUAAAUUACAAAACCGGUAAACGUGAAUCUGCAUUCAUGGGUUUCUGGAUAGUAAACAACCAUAACUAGUAUGUUGCAUUGUAGCUUUUGAUUUCAUCUGCAGGGGUGAUGCUUUGUUUGAGCUUUUGCAACAGUACAUCAGACUAUGAACAUUGUUCUUGCAACAGCAGUGAGGAAGUCAUAAUGGAGCUCCUAAAGUUGAGAAUGUUGAUAUUAUUAGAAAUCCUACCGAAUGGACUUAGCCAGCCAGUGAAGAUGUUCUUCUACCUAAAUUUUUCAAAGACUUAAAAAAAAAAUCCUGCUUCUGAAUUUGGUUUGGAUCUGAUAGCUCAACUGCUCCCAAUAGAAGGUGUCUACUGCAUAAAGUUUACCAAUUCUGACCCCUGCUGGAGAAUAGGAAGAAAUGAAGUAAGAGAAUGUAACUUUAUCAUGUAUUAUGGUUCAAUAAUAAACAAGUUGUGUAUAUGAAA